AUGGCACGACCCUCUGGGUGCAGCUUCCUGGUGAUCGGUGCACUGGGCGUCUUUGCACUUGACUGCUUCGUGACAGCUCGGAAGAACAGCACACUAAUUUUCAUGAAGGAAAACACCAUUCGGAAGUGCAGCUGCUCUGCAGACAUCCGUGACUGUGACUACAGUUUGGCCAACCUGAUGUGCAGCUGUAAAACCGUCCUGCCUUUUGCAGUCGAGCAAACCAGCUACAAUGACCAUUUGACCAUCUGGUUCACAGACACAUCUGCCCUGGGACCCCUGUUGAACUUCACGCUGGUCCGGGACCUGAAGCUUUCUCUGUGCAGUGCCAACAUUCUCCCCACUGAGUACCUGGCUAUUUGUGGUCUGAAGAGGCUUCGCAUCAGCACCGAGGCCAAGCAUCCCUCCCCAGAGCAGAGUUUACUCAUCCAUGAUGGUGGGGAGAGAGAAUCCAGAGAGAAGCCCAUGUUGUUACACCAAGGCUGGCAAACCUGUAUGUAUAUCUCCUUCUUAGAUAUGGCACUUUUCAACAGGGAGUCAUCCUUAAAAUCAUACAGUAUUGCAGACUCUGCUAGCGUGGGCAGCAACUUCCCCUACUUUUCCUACUUUAAAACCUUCCCAAUUCUAAGCAACAGAAGCUAUGUUGUCACAUUCAUUUACUAA
Messenger RNA from Mesoplodon densirostris (Blainville's beaked whale), 660 nucleotides. RefSeq names its product chromosome 5 C21orf62 homolog (gene EPCIP). Bases 1 to 660 code for a protein of 219 amino acids. The transcript has a single exon. The record is from RefSeq and is a predicted model, not a curated record. Lineage: Eukaryota; Metazoa; Chordata; Mammalia; Artiodactyla; Ziphiidae.